GUCCAACUUUUUGUAGCUUCUUCAACUCAGAAACGAGAGAGAGAGAGAGAGAGAGAGAGAGCUUUGAGGGUCUCUCUGCGUGUCUUGCUUUGUAUGCUCUGUCAAACCCUAAUACUGAUUCUUCCGUCACCAACACCACCAUGAGAUUCGUCUUACAGGAGAUCCAUCUGCCUGUAGCUGGAUAUUUUGGUUAUUAAAACUGAACUUUCCUGUUUGAUGACCAAAAGGCCUUCAAAUAUUUUUGAGUGGGAUGGAUGCCUAUAAUGUAGCAACAAGAAUCAUGAACUUCUAAGCAUUCGGAGGUAAUCAUCAGAAACCAGUGGACUACCAUAUUCUGAGAGGAAGUAAAAUGGAAGACAAUGUUGGGCACCUCAGUUGUCCCGAAGGGCAAAGUCUUUCAGGGAAGGAAAAGAGCUUAUCUGAUGUUCUUGGGACAUUAAGUGACUCAAAUGUGGGAUUAGAGAAGCAUAUACAUAAAUCUGACCAUGAAAUUGAUGGAUGUAAAAGUGAAAAACUUGCUGAAGGAGAAAGGAUUGGUCAUGUCUCUUCAACUGAUUGUACAAAGGAUAAUGACUAUAAUUUGAAGCAACAGUCUUGUGUGAAUAGUGCAUCCAGUGCUGUACCUCUAUGGAUUUCCCCCGCAAAGUCCAACAUUGAAGUUUCUGCACCUUUUCUGGAGGGAAACGCUUCUACAAAGAAAAGUUCCAUGAGCAGUGAUGGUUGCUUGGACAGUAUACAACCCAUUGAAACUAAUCAGUUGGAAGAUAGGAAAAUUGAUGGAUAUCCACUAAAAAUUGGUGAAAGUGAAUUGAGGGCUGCAGUUCAGACAUCCUUACAUGAUAAGCAAUGUAAAUCUGAGUCUUCUUCUUCCAACUCCACCCAACUUAUUCUUCAAGCUUGUUCUAGUGACAGUUGUCAGGAAAUGUCGGUUGAUAACAAGACAUGUAAGAAUGUCAAACUUAGUGCCAUAGACACUUCCACUUGUACUGACUUUAAUAUUGAAGAGCCUGCAUUUAGAAGUUUAGUACUGGAUACUACCAACUUGUCAUCUGGAAAACAGUGCAAUGUGAUUAAGCAUUCAGAGCCUAUUCACAACAUCAGAACAAGGACUAGUGACAAGGUGCCGGAUUUAACUUUGGAUGAUAAUUGUGGGACUGUGGAGAAUAUUAAUCAGUUCAAAUCUGAUCUGCCUAAGAAGAAAGGGGCAGAGAUUUAUAAUCCUGAUAGAGCAGAAACUCCCUAUGACCUGGAUGAUGCACUGGAUGUGGCUUGGAGAGUUGCAAAAGAAGUAGAGCAGGAGGCUGAGGCUUCUGGAAGCUCCUCUUCUAUGGAAGUGAGAAAUAGUGAUAUGGUUCAUCUCAGCUAUGCUGAUUCGACAGACUCUGAUAAAGAAGGAUGCUUGACAGAAGCUGGAUCCAUACAGCAGCAGUGUAAUGAACAAGAUAAGUCUGAUAGUUUCUCUUCAGCUAAAGAGGCUGUGGAUCUAAAAAUGUUGACAAAAAAGGAACAGUUUUGUUUGGAGGAGGCAAAAGAACCAUUGCAUGACAUGGUUCCGGGAAUUAAUGAUGGCUGUCAGAAACUGGAGCCAUCUAUGAGACCUGAAGGUUCUGGUGACCAAACUUGUCAUGUUUUUGGAAUUGAUCUUAAUGAAGAUGUCCUGGAAAAUGAAGUAGAAGACACUGAGAAGUCAGUCAAAGAAGCUGCAUCUAUCUGUGAAAGUGUAUCGAAGCCAAUACCCAUGGCUGCCAAAUCAGGAAUAUGCUUACCUGUGCCACAAUUUCAAAGCGCUGGGGAACUGAGCGGUUGGAGAGGUUCAUCUGCCACUAGUGCUUUUCGACGUACUUCUUUUUCUGAGAGUUGCAGUAGAAAUAAGGCAUUGUCCACUAAUGAUACUAUUGGCAGCUCAAACUAUUCACAUGUUAAAGGGAUUGACCUCAAUGUUGCUGCUGGUGUUGAUUUUGAUGUUGAGUUGCUGCCAAAGAAAUCUAUCCCAGCACUGUCAAGUAAUUAUACAAAAGAGUCUUCUGUGGAAGUGAGUUCCAGACAAGCAAGAAUGUUUGAUAUUGAUCUCAACUGUGUCAGUGAAAAUGAUGAAAACUGCCGUCAAUUGUCUCCACCAGCUUCAUUAUCAAGUCAUUCUGUUAGGGAUUUUGAUUUAAACGACAACCCAAUUUCUGCAGAUGCAUGCAUUGAUCCUUACUGGCCCUGUGAAGGCACCCGGGCAAAUGGUGGUUUUGAUGAUCCAGCAAUUUCUUCUGUGGAAAAUUCAAGACAAUCAGACUGUAAAAGUUUCAGGUCGUCCUGUUCUCCGCAUUUGAGUUCAAUGGAAGGAUUUAGUCAUAGUCAUCAUGCUAAACCCUUUCUGGUAGCUGCUACCAAUAUGCUUCCCUCAAACGAACAAAUGCAGAGGGUAGUUACCCUGGAACACAAGGCAAGCUUUACCCAAUCAUACCCUCAUGCCUUCCUCUAUAAUAAUGGUUUCUACUUUGACCCAAACAACAGCAUAUCCUCAACAGUUUACCCACCCCCUGCCCUGCCAUACAUGACAGAUCCCCAUGCAACCACCGUGAUCCCACAAAUUCUCGGUUCUGGUACUCUUCCUAUGUUUUCUGGGGCCCCACAUCUUAUGGAGGUUCCUCAUGGAUCCAGCCCCAGCGACUUUGCUUUCAUAAGGCCAACUUUUGAUCUAAAUGCUGGUGCAAAUUGUCCAGAGAAUGGAAGCAGAGGAACCAGUGCUAGACAACUCUGCAUUCCUUUAAGUAACUCAACAGUGGAAGAACAAAUGAAAUCUUUCCAGCAAGUUGCAUUGACAGCUACUCCCAUGAAGAGAAGGGAACCAGACGGGGGAUGGGACUCUCAUCAACUCUGCCUUAGACAGGCUGCUUCUUGGCGUUAGGUUUACAGAGUUGUCAUCGUCUAAUUAGAGUUUGCAAAGAAAUUUGAACUUUUGAUUCGCUACCGGAAUUCAAUUGUUUAACGUGACUACGGUAGCCAGCGGGGUUUAAAAGGCCAACUUGGCUGCAACAGAUAUAAGUUGAUUUUACAUGCUUUUAUUUACUAUUCUUUGCCAUAUCUAGCCUUUAUGCAUACCUAGUUCUCCAAAGGGCCUCUGUAUACUUUACAUAUUUUGUUUAUUGAAUGUAAAUAACUUAGUACUUGCUUAUUUA
This is a messenger RNA of Prunus mume (Japanese apricot), 3167 nucleotides long. RefSeq lists its product as uncharacterized. The record is from RefSeq and is a predicted model, not a curated record. Lineage: Eukaryota; Viridiplantae; Streptophyta; Magnoliopsida; Rosales; Rosaceae.